Messenger RNA from Brassica oleracea var. oleracea, 897 nucleotides. Its product is annotated as alpha-hydroxynitrile lyase. Gene Ontology annotation, molecular function: methyl indole-3-acetate esterase activity; methyl salicylate esterase activity; methyl jasmonate esterase activity. The transcript is spliced from 3 exons. Gene Ontology annotation, biological process: salicylic acid metabolic process; jasmonic acid metabolic process. The coding region runs from base 52 to 816 and encodes 254 amino acids. The record is from RefSeq and is a predicted model, not a curated record. Lineage: Eukaryota; Viridiplantae; Streptophyta; Magnoliopsida; Brassicales; Brassicaceae.
AUCAAUCAAGAACCUACCAAACACACAAACAAGAAUCGUCUAUCCACGGUUAUGGAGAGAAAACAACACUUUGUGUUAGUUCACAACGCUUAUCAUGGAGCUUGGAUCUGGUUCAAGCUCAAACCCCUCCUUGAAUCCGCCGGUCACCGCGUCACUGCCGUCGAACUCGCCGCCUCCGGGAUCGAUCGACGCCCAAUCCAAGCCGUUGAAUCUUUCGAGGAAUACUCCCAACCGUUGAUCGAAACCCUCGCAUCUCUCCCUGAGAACGAAGAGGUGAUUCUCGUUGGGUUCAGCUUCGGAGGCAUCAACAUUGCUUACGCCGCCGAUAAGUUCCCGGCGAAAACUAAGGUUCUUGUUUUCGUCAACGCUUUCUUGCCCGACACAACCCAUGUGCCCUCUCACGUGCUAGAUAAGUAUAUGGAGAUGCCUGGUGAUUUUGAAGACUGUGAGUUGUCGUCCCAUGGAACAAUGAGUUUGUUGAAGAUGGGACCUAAGUUCAUGAAGAACCGUCUUUACCAAGAAUGUUCUGUCCAGGAUUACGAGCUGGCAAAAACGUUGCAUAGACAAGGCUCAUUUUUCAAAGAGGAUUUAGCAAAGAAAGAAAAGUUUAGCGAGGAAGGGUAUGGCUCGGUUCGACGAGUUUACAUAAUGGGUAAAGAAGACAAAGCUAUUCCGUGCGAUUUUAUUCGUUGGAUGAUUGAUAAUUUCAACGUAUCAAAAGUGUACGAGAUCGACGGUGGAGAUCACAUGGUGAUGCUCUCCAAACCCCAACAACUCUUCGAGUGUCUCUCUACUAUCGCCUUCGAUUCGAAUUAAUAAAAAUAAACAUGAGUUGUAAUGAAAUAAACUGUGGACUAAUGUGUAAUCUAUAUCAUCAUCUUUUUCUUUACUAGAACA